AUGGCAGAAGUUAAAGUUGAGAUUGUAUCCCUAGGCAGCAUAAAGCAAUUAUCUGCAACUCCAAAUCACCUUAAACACUUCCAAAUUUCUCUCCUUGAUGCGAUAGCUACUCCUCCUUCUUUUUAUCUUCCUAUUGUUCUCUUCUACUUCGCUUUUGAUCAUGAUUUUUCCAAACUAUCUCAAAAGUUGAAGACUUCGCUAUCUCAAAUUCUCGUUCCCUAUUACCCAUUCAAUGGAAGAAUCAAAACAAACAAAAGCAAUCUCUAUGUUGAUUGCAAUGAUGAGGGUGUCCUUUACCUUGAAGCUGGAGUACCCUCAAAGCUUUCAUAUUUUCUCAAGAAUAAUACCAACCAACAACUCAAUAAGAUUAAAGGGUUUCUUCCAUUAGAUCCCUAUAAGCCUAAACUAGAUGAUGAAGAAGAUUGUCUAAUAAUGGCUGUUCAGGUUACUGAGUUGGGCUGUGGGGGUAUAGCAAUUGGUGUGUGUAUCUCACACAAGGUUUGUGAGGCAACAUCAGUAGCUUCAUUCCUCAAAGCUUGGCCUCAAAAGGCAAUGGAAGAAGGAAGUGAAGUGGCCUCUUCUUCACCUCUUAAUAUGGAAGCUUCUUUGCUUUUUCGCCCAAGGGCAUAG
Molecule: messenger RNA, 630 nt
Organism: Neltuma alba
Lineage: Eukaryota; Viridiplantae; Streptophyta; Magnoliopsida; Fabales; Fabaceae
Product: vinorine synthase-like
Exons: 1
Coding region: 1-630 (209 amino acids)
Source: RefSeq, a predicted model, not a curated record